Cyanistes caeruleus (blue tit) is the source of this 561-nucleotide messenger RNA. The record is from RefSeq and is a predicted model, not a curated record. NCBI's taxonomy places the organism in Eukaryota, Metazoa, Chordata, Aves, Passeriformes, Paridae.
CUCACCCUCCUUUUCCCGUUUUUCUCCCGGAUUUUUGCAGCCGUGCAGGAGGAGCGGCAGCGGGGCAAGGACAAGGACGGGGACCCGGAAUUUGGGAUGGCUCCCAACGAGGAGAUGCCGGUGGAGAAACUUCUGGAAGCCGAAUUGGCCGUGGAGCCCAAAAGCGACGACGGCGCCGGGCCCGGGGGAGCUUCCCCCAAUGACCCGGUGACCAACAUCUGCCAGGCGGCCGACAAGCAGCUCUUCACCCUCGUCGAGUGGGCCAAGAGGGUCCCCCACUUCUCGGGGCUCCCCUUGGACGACCAGGUCAUCCUGCUCCGGGCAGGCUGGAACGAGCUGCUGAUCGCGUCGUUCUCUCACCGCUCCAUCGCUGUUAAGGACGGGAUCCUUUUGGCCACCGGGCUCCACGUUCACCGCAACAGCGCCCACAGCGCCGGCGUCGGCGCCAUCUUCGACAGGGUCCUGACGGAGCUGGUGUCCAAGAUGAGGGACAUGAGGAUGGACAAGACGGAGCUGUGGGGAUUUUUUGGGCUGGGAAUUUCGGGAUUCGCAGGGUCCUGA